Sus scrofa (pig) is the source of this 780-nucleotide messenger RNA. RefSeq names its product insulin like growth factor binding protein 4 (gene IGFBP4). Lineage: Eukaryota; Metazoa; Chordata; Mammalia; Artiodactyla; Suidae. Gene Ontology annotation, cellular component: extracellular region. The record is from RefSeq and is marked provisional. Gene Ontology annotation, molecular function: insulin-like growth factor II binding; insulin-like growth factor I binding. Gene Ontology annotation, biological process: regulation of insulin-like growth factor receptor signaling pathway.
AUGCUGCCCCUGUGCCUCGUGGCCGCGCUGCUGCUGUUGGCCUCCGGGCCCCGGCCGAGCCUGGGCGACGAAGCCAUCCACUGCCCGCCCUGCUCCGAAGAGAAGCUGGCGCGCUGCCGCCCCCCCGUGGGCUGCGAGGAGCUGGUGCGAGAGCCGGGCUGCGGCUGUUGCGCCACUUGCGCCCUGGGCAAAGGGAUGCCCUGCGGGGUGUAUACACCCCGCUGUGGCUCUGGCCUGCGGUGCUACCCGCCCCGGGGCGUGGAGAAGCCCCUGCACACGCUGAUGCACGGGCAAGGCCUGUGCAUGGAGCUGGCAGAGAUCGAGGCCAUCCAGGAAAGCCUGCAGCCCUCUGACAAGGACGAGGGUGACCACCCCAACAACAGCUUCAGCCCCUGCAGCCCCCAAGACCGCAGGUGCCUGCAGAAGCACUUGGCCAAGAUCCGAGACCGGAGCACCAGUGGGGGCAAGAUGAAGGUCAUCGGGGCGCCUCGGGAGGAAGCCCGGCCUGUGCCCCAGGGCUCCUGCCAGAGUGAGCUGCACCGGGCCCUGGAGCGGCUGGCCGCCUCGCAGAGACGCACCCAUGAGGACCUCUACAUCAUCCCCAUCCCUAACUGCGACCGCAACGGCAACUUCCACCCCAAGCAGUGCCACCCGGCCCUGGAUGGUCAGCGCGGCAAGUGCUGGUGUGUGGACCGGAAGACGGGAGUGAAGCUUCCGGGGGGCCUGGAGCCGAAGGGGGAGCUGGAUUGCCACCAGCUGGCCGACAGCUUCCGAGAGUGA